CGUAGGUUUAAUAAUUCUCUCUCUGAGUCAUAUCAGUAUCUUAUCAUACAAUAAAGGCAUCUGCUAAAGAACAAUGUCUAAAAACAUAGUGUUUGAGGGAUGGCUUACAAAAUCGCCCCCUUCGAAACGAAUUUGGAGAACGAAAUGGCGAAGAAGAUGGUUUGCCUUGCGACAAUCGGGCGAGCUUCCCGGGCAAUAUUUCUUAGAUUACUAUGCCGACCGCAAUUGCAGACGGCUCAAGGGUACGAUCAACUUAGAUUUCUGUGAACAGGUGGAUGCUGGAUUGCAUAUGGAACGGGGCAGCCACAGCCACGGCUCAUUAGAUCCUAAGCUGAGGGGCUCUGUAUUCACAAUCCAGACUCAGACCAGGACUUACCACCUCGAAGCCGACUGUGAGGCAGAUAUGGAGCGGUGGGUAGAUGCUAUUUGCAGAGUUUGUGGUUUGCGAGCAACUGAAGAUACAUCGGCUAAUCCCUCAGGAAUUUAUCAAAACCACUCAGUGACUGUAGGAAACCAAGAGAAUAUUGCAUUGAGAGUUGUAAAUGAAAACAAGCAAAGAAAAGCAGCGAAUAAUCGGUCUGUGAAUAAUAUGCAGUAUAACACAGUUUCGGGCCGUAGCGAUCAGCAUCAGCCGUUAGUGUCGAAUUCCUCUACCAUGGCAAAUGAACAAUAUCAAGGUGCAGAAAGCACCGGCCCCUAUAUACCAAUAUCAGAAUGCAUAACGGGAGUUCGUGCACAGGAUGUACAGAACGCAUUCACUUUUGAUUCCAAAAAUAUUGUCAUAACCAUAACCGCCAAAGCACCAUUCGAAAAAACAGAUAAUAAAAGGCGCAUUUAUUUGAGUCAACCGCAGAUUAGGAUUAACAACGUCGAGCUUUCGGAAAACGACUCAAACUUUAGUGAAGACGAGUGCAGGUCACUUAAUGCUAGUCAAUCUAACAUCGGAGACUGGACAGUGGCAAAAACAUUUACUAAACUGGCUUUGGCUCCACAAAGAAAUAAUGCCUUGAGCGCAGAUGGACCUCCAGUGCCACCGCGGCCGCCCAAAACAUUUGCUAUGAGCAAAGAUUUUUCACAGAAGGAACUGUUACAGGCGAAUAAAGUUAUGGAACCCAUCGAUUUUCCUGAGAAUAAUCCGCAGAGGUUGCGUACACUCCGCCGGUCGUCGCACACACCACCUUCUCCCUCCCGCUCUGGUAUGGGGCAUAGCGUUCCACGGACCGACGAUGAAGAUGAGGCUUUUGCUGGACAUUCCAUACAGUACUGCAAUUUGAUAUCACUACCGCCUGCAGUUGAUCGCGCACUUAAGCCACGCCAUUCCAGUCAUACCAUCGGCACUGUUAGCAACUUCUAUGGACCGGUCGCAAAGAGAGAAGAGACUAAAUCAGAUCGACUACAAUACUUAGACUUGGACCUUCAGCCGUCGUCCAAGCCAUCCACAUCCAACUCUCAAGAUUUACGGAGACCCAGCAUUGUACACGGCAAGUCUCUCUCGUCCGAUGCCGAUUCCGCCUACAAAACCGUCGAUUUCCUAAAGACCGAAGCUUUCAACAUCACCCGGCAGGAUGCAGAAGCUUCUAGAAGUAACCAACAAUGAUUAAACCCUGCCUAUGCGCGAGUGUACAAAUCGGUUUUUAACCCUAAUGAUUUGUUUAUUCAUUAAAGACAUUUACGCUCUCUCAUACAACAAAACACAUUUAAAUGUUUUUCUUGUCAUUUUUAAAUUAGAAAAUUAGUAUAUACUGGUUUCGCGCCUAUUCACUAUGUACAAACAACACAAUUUAGGCGCUAAGACUUAACAGUGCAUUCACGGCCUACGGAAAUUUCGUGUAAUCGAAUUAUAUAUUUAUGAGUAAAUAAUUAUUUAUACCUUUAAAGUAUUAUAGUGGAUAUAAUAAAGUGCCAGGUUAAUUGAACAAGCAGCGUUGGGUUAUUAAAUGAUUGGAAAAAGCUUCUGGCGUAACCUAUUUGGAAGCUUGAUCUUUUAUCAUUAUCGUCACCACCAUGAUUCCCAGUUUAUUUAUGUUUCAUCCAUUCAGUAAUUCUACAGUAUAAUAUAAAUUUUUAUACAUUUCAUAGUACCGUUUAGGAAUUGCAUACAGUUCCUAGAAAUGUAAUGAUAAAUUAUUGACUAUACAUAAAUAAAUGUUACAUUUUCGGUAAUACAAUAUACAAAUAAAUAAAUUAUUUAAUCGUUCAGUAAAAUUUAAUUAAAUUCUUGAAUAUAUACAUAUAUGUAUACUUAUUUAUAAAUUCAUGUGAGGCUUUGCAGUAAACGUUAUUUCGACUUAGAAUAACUACUAAUCUACUUUUGUAAAUAUGUAUAUCACAACUAAUAUUCUUUAAUAGGGUGGUCUGGCUUAGUUGCGGUGAAGUAUAUAGGUUUAAUAAUAAACGUAGAUUGUAAAAUGGGUAGUACUUAAUUUAUGAUAUUGGAGGUACGAUAGAAGAAAAACGAAGGAGGAACUAGGUCAAAAAGUUCAAGCAACAACAACAAUAAGUGCUGGUAGAGCAACAAGUUAUUGUGUUAUUGAGGACUAAAGACAAAAAGCAGUGGCCUCGUCAUGAAAUCCUAUUAGUGGGUAUGAAAACCCUUCUUAAUGAGGACCUUAAUUAUAUACACAAUUUUUUUGAAUCAUUCGAUUCGAAUAACAAAAUACACAUUUAUUUAUAUCGAAAAUAUAUAAUGACGCUUUAAAAUACUAGCAUAUCUAAUAUUUAAAUCUAUAUUAUCCUAUAUAUUGUCUAUUAAACAAUUUAUAUGCAUGCUAUAAUUGUGCAAAGGAAUGUUAUUUGACAAGGAUGAAAUUUUGAUAGAAAUUAGUUACAAAGCUAUGUAUACCAUUAUAAAGACAUUUAAGGAACAAUGUGUAUUGAAAUUAACUGAGAUAUUAUGGAGCUUUAAAUUAUAAUCAGACAAAUGCGUCUGUUAUGUAUUGUUCGGUAAUGUGACUUAAGGAGUAUCAAAGAGAUAUUAAAUUAUGUUCUAUAAAACGCGUUAUUACCACGUGUACAUAUUCUUUUAUAUUUUGUUCUUAUGUUUUAAAAGUUAACAUUAUCAAUGCUUUUUAAGCAAUACUUCAUUGUCUGUAGUGACGUGACAGAAGGCGAACGGAAGUCCAAAUUAUUGUGAAGAUGUAACAACACAAUAAUUAAAAUAUUGUCAAUUUUAAGUCAAAGUUCACACAAAAUCUUGAAACUAAGACUCAAUUUUAUCGACGGAAAACUUAUUAAAAAAUAUCAAAUUUUUAUAGGUUUUAAAACAUUUUUUUGUAACAAACUGUGGAAGCUUUGUAAAAAAAUAUUUCGACUAAGUGGUCUAAUGUGUUAAAACAAAAGCAGUAAUGAUUUUUAAUCUUGUGCUCUUUAUGAAAUCCGCAUAAUGCAUGAAGAGUAAUGGAAAACAGUCAGCAGACGUCAUCCAUGUAACAAUUGAUUAUAAUUUUCUGAUUCGUUUGUUUAUUAUUUAACUGCAACAUAGUGACGCGUGUCGAAUCGAAAUUCUCUUUAAAUAACCAUUUAGUUUAUUCACCGCGAAUAAGAAUAUAAUAAUAUUAUAAUUAUACAACUUACGCUCACGCCCGGUUACAAAUCUAUAUAUAUAUAUAUAUCUAAUCUAUUUUGUAUAAAAUAUAUAUGGCUUUC
Molecule: messenger RNA, 3645 nt
Organism: Maniola jurtina (meadow brown)
Lineage: Eukaryota; Metazoa; Arthropoda; Insecta; Lepidoptera; Nymphalidae
Gene: dos
Product: GRB2-associated-binding protein 1
Exons: 11
Coding region: 74-1597 (507 amino acids)
Source: RefSeq, a predicted model, not a curated record